AUGUGUGGACGCACAGCCUGUACCCUGGCACCAGACGGCGUUAGCAAAGCUUGUGAAUAUCAAAACAAACGGGGAGAAAGAAAGUGUCCUGGUUGGCGGGAAGGCGAUUCUGACAAGUACAAGCCAUCAUACAACAAAUGUCCCCAGUCCAACAGCCCCGUCCUCCUGUCCUUGAAGCAUUUCCAGAAGGAUGCUGACUCAUCAGAGCGAGUUCUUGCCGCCAUGCGCUGGGGUCUCAUCCCUUCCUGGUUCACUGAAAGCGACCCCUCCAAAAUGCAGUACAACACCCAGCAACUGCCGCAGUGACACCAUGGCUCAGAAAACCUUGUACAAGGGGCCGCUCUUUAAAGGAAAGCGCUGUGUAAUUCUAGCAGAUGGAUUCUUUGAGUGGAGAAGGCAGGAUGGUGAAAAGCAGCCAUAUUAUAUAUAUUUCCCGCCAAUUAAAGCUGAACAGUCUUCAGAUGAGGAGGGUUCUCCUGAUGGCGGUGCCAGGAGGUUACUCACUAUGGCUGGACUGUUUGACUGCUGGGAGCCACCCAAUGGAGGAGAGCCCCUGUAUUCCUACACAGUAAUCACAGUGGAUGCAUCCAAGGCCAUGAACUGGAUACAUGACCGAAUGCCGGCUAUACUGGACGGAGACGAGGAGAUCCAGAAAUGGCUGGAUUUUGGCGAGGUGCCGGCCAAAGAAGCACUUAAACUCAUUCACCCCAUUGAAAACAUCACCUACCACCCUGUGUCCACCAUAGUGAACAACUCCCGAAACAACACCCCGGAAUGCCUUGUUCCCAUCAUUCUGAAACCCAAAAAGGAGCCCGCGCUCAGCGCCAGCAGUAAAAAGAUGUUGGAAUGGCUGCAGAGUAAAUCUCCAAAAAAAGAGUCCGGAGGGACGCUGACGUCACCGAAACUUUCUCAGCUUGCAGUGUCACCCAAAAAGACCAGCGCGGGGUUAAUGCAUCAGUGGCUGAAGAAAGAAGGGGAGCCUUCUCCGAAGAGAGUGAAGAGAUGA
This is a messenger RNA of Staurois parvus, 1006 nucleotides long. The record is from the annotation of a GenBank genome assembly. Lineage: Eukaryota; Metazoa; Chordata; Amphibia; Anura; Ranidae.